This is a messenger RNA of Heterobasidion irregulare TC 32-1, 1707 nucleotides long. RefSeq lists its product as uncharacterized. Gene Ontology annotation, biological process: L-histidine biosynthetic process. Bases 1 to 1707 code for a protein of 568 amino acids. Lineage: Eukaryota; Fungi; Basidiomycota; Agaricomycetes; Russulales; Bondarzewiaceae. Gene Ontology annotation, molecular function: imidazoleglycerol-phosphate synthase activity; oxo-acid-lyase activity. The transcript has 2 exons. The record is from RefSeq and is a predicted model, not a curated record.
AUGGGCCUCUUCCUCCUCGACUACGGCGCGGGCAACGUCCAGAGUCUCUCAAAUUCUAUCGAACGGCUUGGACAUCCGUUUCAAUGGAUAUCCUCCGCGCAGGACUUUGACAGGGCCACCAGCCUCAUCUUCCCUGGCGUAGGGGCCAUUCAGACCGCCAUCGAGGGCCUCACCUCGCGCGGUCUCCUCGAACCUUUACGCGCCUACAUAGCAUCCGGGAGGCCCUACUUUGGAAUAUGUAUCGGCAUGCAGGUCCUCUUCCAGUCUUCUACGGAGGGUACCGCCCCUGGUUUGGGCGUUGUUCCCUGCACCAUCGAUCUCUUCUCGAAUGCAGACAAAUCAGUGCCUCACAUGGGCUGGAACUCCGUCGACCUGCUAGACAUUCAACACCAGUCGAACGAGGGCAUCCACGAAGCUGCCCACUACUACUUCGUGCACUCCUACCGCGCCCCGUACGAUCCCGAGGGCAACCCAGCCGCAGCAGAGUGGGCCCACUCCGUAGCACAAUACGGCCAGGAGAUCUUCAUUGCCUCCGUACGCAAGGCUAACGUCUUCGGCUGCCAGUUCCACCCAGAAAAAUCUGGCGUAGCGGGCUUGAAACUGCUGGACGCUUGGCUUCGUGAGCCUGAAUCGGCACGAGCGCAUGCGCCCCCCACACCCCGCAUCCCGCGCAUUCCCAAACCAAAGGACGGUCUCACGAAGCGCAUCAUUGCGUGCAUGGACGUCCGCGCCAAUGAUCAGGGCGAUCUCGUCGUAACGAAAGGCGAUCAAUACGACGUUCGCGAGAAGCAAGCUCCCGCCUCUGUUCCCUCUCCCUCAGGCACCUCCCUCGCAGUGAGCACCGCCGGUGCCGUUCGUAACCUCGGAAAACCUGUCGCACUCGCCGCCCGCUAUUUUGAGGCCGGCGCUGACGAGCUCGCCUUGCUGAAUAUCACCUCCUUCCGUCAUUCCCCUUUGCUCGACCAGCCUAUGCUUGCUGUCGUCCGAGCGGCCGCUCGCGCGGUCUUCGUCCCGCUCACCAUCGGCGGCGGCAUCCGCGACACCGUGGACCCCGACGGCACGCCGCACAGCGCGCUGGAGGUUGCCGGAGCGUAUUUCCGCGCAGGCGCUGACAAGGUCAGCAUCGGGAGCGAGGCCGUCUACGCCGUCGAGCGGAUGCUCGUAAACGGCGGCCGCAGCGAUGGGAACAGCGCCGUCGAGACUAUCGCGCAUGCGUAUGGCCGGCAGGCCGUUGUGGUCUCGAUCGACCCCCGGCGCGUGUACGUUCAGCCCUCGUAUGACGGGCCGUUCAAGAACGAGCUCAUCUUCGGCAAGACGGACGCAACUGAUGACAAGGAGCGUGGCCAGGCUUGGUGGUACCAGUGCACCGUCUCCGGAGGCCGGGAGAACCGUGAUCUGUCUGUCAUACAGCUCGCGCAGGGCGUUGAGGCGCUCGGCGCGGGCGAGAUCCUGUUAAACAGCAUCGAUCGUGACGGGACCGGAGUUGGCUUUGACCUGGACCUCAUUCGACUCGUGCGCAAGAGCGUGCGGAUACCCGUGGUAGCGAGUAGUGGAGCCGGGCGGAAGGAGCACUUCGUGGAAGUCUUCGCCCAAACCGAUGUAGAGUCCGCGUUGGCCGCAGGAAUUUUCCAUCGCGAGCAGGUCGGGAUUGAUGAGGUCAAGGGUGCUUUGGUGGACGCAGGCAUCAAGGCUCGCAGAAUUUUAUGA